Molecule: messenger RNA, 564 nt
Organism: Echinostoma caproni
Lineage: Eukaryota; Metazoa; Platyhelminthes; Trematoda; Plagiorchiida; Echinostomatidae
Source: the annotation of a GenBank genome assembly
AUGUCCAAUGUGCAAAUCUGUCUACAGCGCCCGAUCGUGAAAUGUUCCAACAAUACAGGAGGCGUGGACGUGCAGCCGACCAAUUUGGAAGUUGAUGGUGAUCCCAUUUUCUUGAAACGACGCAUAAUCCUCCUCGCCCACCGUGAAGGCGUGCUACAGGCCCUUGAGGAAAUGGCGCACGACGGCAUAAUCACCGGAGUCAUAUCCCGUACGUGGGCAACGCCAAUUGUGAUCGCGAUCAAAAGUGACGGCAAAACACCGCGAAUUUGUGGCUAUUACCGGUUAACCCUCAACCCGCGGUUGCGAAAGUGUGCGGCUACUACCAUGAAGCUGGAGGAGUUCAUGAAAGCAUUGCACGGCAGCACAUGCUCCUCGAAGAUCGACUUGGCUGAUGCGUACCUCCAGAUUCCUCUCGCUUCAGCCUGUCGGCAAUUCACCACCGUCAACAUACCGUGGAGACUAUAUCAAUACAACUUCCUACCGUUUGGUCUCCACACAUGUUCAGGAAUAUUCCAGGCGGUUAUUGACGAAGUCAUUCGUGGACUCGAUGGCAUGUUAUCGUAA